GCAUUCCUUUGUUGAUCUAUCUAGAUUUUGUGGUUACAGUUACACACCAACAACUGAAGUAACUUUGAAUCACAAUGACCAAGCUUCAGUGACUGAAGCUAUGGCAAUGAUGAUAACAACAACAACAACAUCGUCUCCAACAUUUCUCUGCUCAUUUCAUUCACCUUUGGCCUCAAAAUCGUCGCUCUAUCAUCACCAAUGGCACAUACUCAAACCAAUUCAAACCCCUUUCAGUUCCUUCACCAAUUCCCUCUCUUCUGUAAAACCACUCGUUUCCAAUUCGAGAAGAACCCACUUGUGUUCCGCAGGUCGGCGAAAACCCACAAAUUUAACUACAUCUUCCUCCUUGAAAGAAGAGUAUGAUGGCAAUCUAAGAAGAGUUCUCCAAAUUGGGUUGUGGGGUGCUGAGGUUGUCUAUAUUUUGUGGCUCUUUCUGCUUCCGUAUGCUCCUGGAGAUCCUGUAUGGGCUAUCAGUUCUGAGACAGUCAAUUCUCUUGUGGAUCUUUCUCUCAAUUUCUUUUUCAUCUUGCCUUUCCUGAAUGCUGUCGGCGUUCGUCUGAUUGAUGCCCCAGUACUUCAUCCUAUGUCAGAAGGACUAUUCAACUUUGUGAUUGGCUGGACAUUCAUGUUUGCACCAUUACUAUUCACAGAUCGUAAGAGAGAUAGAUACAAAGGGUCUCUUGAUGUACUCUGGGGCCUGCAAAUGUUCCUCACAAAUACAUUUUUGAUACCAUACAUGGCUAUCCGAUUGAAUGAUGUUGAUGAUGACAGUGUCCCAAACAAACAAUCGAAUUUGGGAUCUGUUAUGACAAAUGGGGCUCCUCUUGUUGGACUGAUUGGUGGGGGUGUGUGUCUUAUAUCUCUACUGUGGGCUCUUUUUGGUCGAGCGGAUGCAAAUUUUGGGGGCAUAGCUGACAGAUGGGAGUACGUGGUUGGUUAUCUUGGAUCAGAAAGACUGGCUUAUGCCUUCAUAUGGGAUAUAUGUCUUUAUACGAUUUUUCAGCCAUGGUUGAUUGGUGAAAACCUCCAGAAUGUUCAGCAAAAUAAGGUUUCAGUAGUAAAGUAUCUUAGAUAUGUACCUGCGGUUGGCUUAAUCGCGUAUCUUCUUUGCUUGGAGCCUGAAGAGGUAUAACUUUGUGUUUUGAUGAUUACUUUACUAGUUUACUUUGCACUAAAGAAUGAUCUCUUGGAACAUUUUUGAGUACACAAACAGUUUCAUGUAUCAAUUCCUAGACCCGUCUAAGCCGUCUUAAAGAUUUGUCAUGAACUUCCUGAUGAGAGGUUUGUUUGAAAAAUUUAUUGUCAUAAAGAUUUGUCUUUUACUAUCUUCUUCAUAAGAAAUAAAUUUGUUACCAGUUUAGAAAA
Molecule: messenger RNA, 1365 nt
Organism: Trifolium pratense (red clover)
Lineage: Eukaryota; Viridiplantae; Streptophyta; Magnoliopsida; Fabales; Fabaceae
Exons: 5
Coding region: 101-1132 (343 amino acids)
Source: RefSeq, a predicted model, not a curated record